This is a messenger RNA of Aphidius gifuensis, 552 nucleotides long. RefSeq lists its product as uncharacterized. The record is from RefSeq and is a predicted model, not a curated record. The transcript has 3 exons. The coding region runs from base 1 to 552 and encodes 183 amino acids. Lineage: Eukaryota; Metazoa; Arthropoda; Insecta; Hymenoptera; Braconidae.
AUGAGUAAAAUUAAAGAAGAUGUUGUAGGAGAGUUGCACACUCAAGCUCCUAAAAAUUUUCUGAGACGUAAAGUUGACAUUCGUGACAAGGACGAAUGUUGGCAGGCUGAUCUUGUCGAUAUGAUUGAGCAUGCACAACUGGGCAAUUGGUCUCAAAAUUUACAAGGUAGCUACAAAUGGAUAGAAAUAUUACAAGAAUUGAUUGAAGAAUAUAACAAUACGAAACAUCGAACAAUUAAAAUGAGACCUUGCGAAGUUGUAGGACAAAAUAUAGAAAUUUUAAAACAAACUGUAUAUGACAAUUCAAAUUAUUGUCAUGUAAAACCGAAAUUUAAUGUCAAUGACAAUGUACGAAUCAGCAAGUAUAAACACAUCUUUGAGAAAGGCUACAAACCAAACUGGACAAAUGAAAUAUUUACAAUUAUAAAAAUGAAUAAAACUGCACCUGUAACAUAUAAACUUAAAGACUAUCAAGAGAAUCCAAUUCAAGGAUGUUUUUAUAAUGAAGAAUUACAGCGUGUCAAACAUUCUGACAUUUAUUUAAUUGAAUAA